Mytilus californianus (California mussel) is the source of this 1885-nucleotide messenger RNA. Its product is annotated as zinc finger protein Noc-like. The transcript has 2 exons. The record is from RefSeq and is a predicted model, not a curated record. Gene Ontology annotation, biological process: negative regulation of DNA-templated transcription. Lineage: Eukaryota; Metazoa; Mollusca; Bivalvia; Mytilida; Mytilidae. Gene Ontology annotation, cellular component: nucleus. Bases 167 to 1684 code for a protein of 505 amino acids.
GUUCUUUCAUCUCCGAUUAAUUUACAAACAAGAGCUGUCAGACAUUUUGUUGUUGCGUUGGGCGGUAUGUGAAGUCGAGGUAACGCUAUAGAACAUUCAUACUGUGAUUGGCAGGCUUAGUGAAAAGAACAAAAUUUUGAAAUUUUAUAUGGAAUAGAAAACUUUUAUGUAUUUAUUUACGGAAAAUAUGUUGACUUCGUCGUCUCAGUACCUUCAUCCGGAGUACCUACAACCUCUUCCAACAACGUUGGAUGCAAAGAAAAGCCCACUUGCUCUACUAGCUCAGACAUGUAGCAGCAUUGGCAAAGACGUCUCCCCGUCUAAAAGUAUAAUCCCAUCAAUCAGUAAGAAAGACACCGAGAAAGAUAAAUCAUCAAGCCCGGAAGUAAAAAGACCAGGGUCAAACAAUAAUGGUAGCAGUCGUGUUGUGAAAUCUCCAGUUAUUGACACCUCAGAUAAACCUGGAUUUAGAACAGUUUCAAAUAAAGUUGACAUUCCAGCGUUGAUUCCAUCUUCGCCAGGACAGUCAAGUGAAAAAUCAAAAACACCAUCAAGUUCAUCUCCUGUACGAUCAUCUGAAUCCGAAACCAGCAGCUCAACCAUCUCUCAUUCCAUCACAUCUCUAUCAGUGUCUUCUACAUCACCAAACAAUCAAAAAUCAAAACGAUGUUCUAGCAGGGACGGAGAAUCAAAAUCGGAUUUAAACCACAGAACAAUGUCUCGUCUAUCACCAGAACUAUCUACAUCAUGUUCAACUAGUUUAAAACAACAAAUGACUCCAUCAAUAUCAAGUUUCCAUGGACUUAAUACUUACCCCUCAUCAUAUCCUGGAUUUCCUUUCUUGCCUCCCGGAAGUGCUAUGGAUCAAGCCGCAUUGCAUGGAUAUUCUGCUUCCUUAGCUGCUCAUGCUGGCUUAGGAUUAGGAUCUGCUAGUGCUGCAGCAAUGGUUGCUGCACAGAACUCUGCUAUGAAACAACAACAAGCUGCUGCAGCAGCUGCCUUGUCUCCAUAUGUCUCUUAUACUCGCGUGAGGACGCCGUCGGGCGCGACAACUCUUGUUCCUGUAUGCAGGGACCCGUAUUGUACUAAUUGCCAAUUAACUGUACAAAAUUCACAUUUGUCGUCAACGUGUAAUGCCCCUGGUUGUGCUCAGUGUGCUCACGAAAAAUCUCUUCAAAAUCUAACUUCAUUAGGAUUUCCAGGAAUGAUGCCUACAUCGUUACCUCCAGGAUUUCAUUCCUUUGGACAAGCUGCUGCUUUGUCAUCACUCUAUCCACAUAGUGCACUCAGCGCCCACCAAGGACUUCCUAUUGUUUGUAACUGGGUGUCUGCAGGAAAUGAAUUCUGUGGAAAACGUUUUACAACAUCAGAGGAACUAUUACAACAUUUACGAACACAUACGACAUCUGCUGAUGCUGUUGCUUCAAAUUUUGGACUUGGACUAAAUAGUGCAUAUCAUUUACAAGCUUUAAAUGCAAGUGGUGGAUUAAGUCCAAAUUCUUUGAGACGAUCAUACCCAACAAGUGCAAGUCCUGGACUAUUGAGUGCUAAUCGUUACCAUCCAUAUAAAACCUCGUUAACCUCUCCAUCAUAUCCUUCUGGACAGGCUCUCCCUCCUCUAGGAGCAUAUUACCCUCCGUAUGCAUUAUAUAGCCAACGACUUGGAGCGGCCUCGGUUCCGUAAAUUUCUAUAUUACUAACUUUUGAAAUGUAGUUGAAAUCCCAGGGUUCAAAACCUGUAGGUUUUAUAUAGUGCUGUAAAACUUUAAAUUAUGUGCCAAUAUAAUUGGGAAAAUUAUGAGUGAAUUAUUAUUGUUAGAAUGAAUGGAUUUAUAAUUUAUAAUAUGUCAUAAAUAUUUUGACAUUAAAAUUUAUGAAAAAUUUG